This is a messenger RNA of Centruroides sculpturatus (bark scorpion), 3351 nucleotides long. RefSeq names its product semaphorin-2A-like. The transcript is spliced from 6 exons. Lineage: Eukaryota; Metazoa; Arthropoda; Arachnida; Scorpiones; Buthidae. The coding region runs from base 56 to 724 and encodes 222 amino acids. Gene Ontology annotation, biological process: positive regulation of cell migration; semaphorin-plexin signaling pathway; neural crest cell migration. The record is from RefSeq and is a predicted model, not a curated record. Gene Ontology annotation, molecular function: chemorepellent activity; semaphorin receptor binding.
UCAUUCAAAUCUUAUUGAUAUUUUUGAAGCAACAACACCCGAUCCCAUUAGAGCAAUGCAAAUCUCAAGCAAACACAAAUCAUUAUACGUGACUUCCGACAGAACAGUUCGGCAAUUUAAUAUGGUCAUGUGUAAAGGUCGCUAUGAAAACUGCGUGCGUUGCAUUCAAGAUCCAUAUUGCGGGUGGGAUAAGGAUCGAAAUGAAUGCAGACAUUACACUGCAGGACUAUUGCAAGAUGUUACUAAUGCUACACCUGGUAUCUGUGAUAAUCAUGUAAAAAAUAAACCUCUUCAUGUUUAUUGGGGUCAAAGUGUGCAUUUAGCUUGUCCCAUUGAAAUGCCAGAUAUGGAGAAUAUUAGGUUUGCUUUCCUUCAAUGGUACCACUAUAGCAGAGAAAAAGGAAAGUAUCCAGUUAUGCAACAACACAGAGAUAAGUACAUUCAUACUGCUGAUCAUGGUUUAGUAAUUCUUUCUGUCACUGAAAGGGAUAGUGGACGAUAUGAUUGCAAAAUGGGCAGCAGUACGCUUUGCAGCUAUAAUAUAACAGUUGAUUCAAAAACAUGUAAUGCUCCAACAGACACUGAUUAUAGAAAGGUUUAUUCUGACUGGUGUCAAGAAUUUGAAAAAUAUAAAGUUGCUAUGAAAACAUGGCAAAAUAAACAAGCUAAGUGCCAGAUUGCUCAUCCGAAUGAUGUGACCUAUCAGCGAAGUCCGAGUGCUUAAUUUGUCCAGUGGGUGUAAAGCCACACCUACUGUGCUCAACAUCUUUUGUCAAGUAUCAGGAGGUGCUAAAAGCUGUGGGUUAUGCAGCAGUAUCAUUUUUGUAAAUACAUGCACAUUUCCUCUUUGCAAGAUCAGGAGCCACUUCCCACAUGGCAUAAUCAUACAGUGCUAUGCACAUAGUAUUGGCCAUGGACUAUAACGAUAUGCAAAUGCUCAAAGCACAAGAAUGUAUUAGGUCAUUGGUCGGUGGCAUUCUACGUUUGUUCAGAAUAAGGUGUACCAUUGACAACAUAUCUGUGUGCUUAGGUUACGUUUCAUACUUUGCACACGUCUAAUAACGUGUGCAUAUGUGUGCAUGUGUGUGUGUGUGAACGUCUUAAAGUACUGUGAUUUAAGAAUUUAUGGGGUGGGUAUAUUUUUUGUCUUUUAUUUUGAAAAGUUUUUUAUAAAGAAGUAAAUUUACUAGCCAUCAUUUGGGAAGUGAUAGCUGCUUCAAGGUGCUGCUAUUUGUAGCGUGUGUUUUUAAAUUUUUUAUCGAUAAUUUUUCCUUUUUAAAUUAUUCAUCUCUAGAAAAAGAACAUAUGCAUUAAUUUAAUGAGAUGAUAGGAAAGAUUCAAACUGAAAAUUUGUGAUGGGCAAAACAAUUAGAACAAAAAUUUUCAUUUAUUACUCUAGCAAUAUACAAUGCUAGAUGUGUGUGCAUGACAUUCGUGAGGCAUAUUGCCUUUAUCUGUGAAAAUGAAACGUACGAAACAAGUACUGUUUCCCAAAAUGGGAUUAUUGACAAUAAGAAAAAUUAUAUAUACAUAAACAGUACUAAUAGAAGAAAAAAUAAAGAUGCUCAGAUAGACAGUGCAAAAUAUCAAAUAGACUGUUUUGUUGGAAACAUUUCUUGUAGUGUUAUUAAAUUUCAUGCCUUCAAUUAUUGCUCAUCUAAAUAUUACUGUUAGUAUACAGUGAGAUUUCUGGAAAGUUGACAAUCUUAUCUUGUAAAACUAAAUGGAUUGAAAUGCAAUGUUUGGUGUGUACAGUGGCUGUGUCUGUAAUUAUUAUAUGAGGAUAAAAAAAUAUGUUUAUUCUUCUGUGAUUGAAAAAUGAUGAUAAUGGUUAGACUGUUUAUUUGCUUAUAGGACUGUUUUAAAAUGUUUGUUGAUUAGUUAACCUUAGAAGUUAUAUUCAAAAAAAGGUAACCAUUUAAAGGGAGAAUAAUUUGAAAUGGUUAUCAAACUAUUUUGGAUUUGUUGUAGAAAUAUACAUAAGUUAUAAUAUAUCACUUUUAUUCCCAACCUGUGUUUACUUUACACUAAACAUAUCAUAGUUUGUCUUUUAUGGGUAUAAAGAACUUAAAUCUAUUGCUAUUUUAGUAGGAAAAAAACGAAAAAUAAGCCACAAAUUUGCUCAGAUUUGUGUAAAAAUUGAAAGAUUGCUUAUUAGAAAUUUGUGUCAUACUUAUGCACCAAAUGGACAAAAAAUGAAUGUUCCCUUCUGUUUAUAAUAAUUGUUAGAUGUACAGCAAAUUCUUUGUGGGUUCUGAUUAUCUCAUUUGAUAUUUUUCACAGUGGGCACCUUAUUAUAUAUCAGACUUCUCCUUAGCACCAAGAUGUCGAUGGCCAAAUAAAAAAAAAUAUAUAUAUGUAAAUUUAUUCACGGCUGAAUAGAGGCAGCUCUUCUGUUUAAAAAAAAAAAAUGCAAGAGAAAAACAAACUUUAAUUGCAUAAGGACCAUUGCUUAUUUCAGUAUUAUAUUUUUAAUUUUACAUCAAAAGUCAGGUAUAUUUAUGAUUACUGUCAUGUCUUGACUCAUCUUUUGUAAAUGUCAUAUCUUCAUUUACAGUUAUUGUUGAUCAUCGAGGAAGAAACAUUAUUGUAAUACUUAGGUUUUUUUAUAUCAAAUGUUUUCAUUCCACUGUACAACUACUCAUUGAAACUUCAACUAGAAAAUAAUCUUUCUAUUCUAAUCACAAUUUACAGCACAUUAUUCUAGACUAAUGUAAGAAUGGCAUUUGCAACCUUUAAAAAAGAAAAAAAAAUUAUAUAUAGAACAAUAACAAAGGUUUUGAUAAUAUUGUAGGUUCUUUAUAAUAUAUAUAAAAUGAAAAUUUUGCAUUCCUGUAGCUUAAAAAAAAGGUUAUUAUUACAUUAAUUUAUUCUCAUUGUGCUGGUAUAAACAUUGGGUUUGUCAUUUUGAAUUUAAAAGGAAAAAAUUCUAAUCGUAACAAAAUAGAAAUUGCAUUAAUGAAAUUUGAUAAAUUUGUAUGUAUUUCUUCUUCUUUUUUUUUUUUUUAAAUAUUUAUGUUCCCAGUGUUUUAAAAACUCUCCAGUCCCCAUUCUGCCAGCCGAACGGGAUCAACCGGGUGACCCCAUUCGAUUCACAUUACUCAACUCUCCUAGACAGUGUGCAAAUUAAAACUUUCUGCUUAGCAUAGCAAUAUUUCUUUAUAAUUAUUGUAUUAAUAAAACUAAUUUAUCAUUGCUUUGUACAUAGUAGGAAAAAAAUUUCUAUAUUGUUGGCUUCUGCACACUGCCACUUUAGCACCUUGUAAGUGUACAAUUCACCCAUUUUUAUGCUGUUCAUCAACAUGUCCUGUACUUGUAAGGUGUAAGUUAAUUAAAGAAUUUAGACACCAA